AAGUUUUAAUAGAAUAUGCAUUGAUAGAACCUAGAAUAUAAGUGCCUCUAUAGAAACCUAUAAAGUUCAAUAUGGGCUCUUAUGGCUAUUCCAGGUUUGCUUGUAUUACCCUGUGGCUGUAUAUAUUGGCAGCACAGUCCUUGUCUUUCUAUUCAAAGGGAAUGACCCUUCGGGACCUCAUUGUGAAGUAUCCCUUUGGUACAUUCAUACAGGAAUUCAAGAUAUGGGAUCGAAUCACUUUAGAUGCAAUAUGAUUUCAAUCUUGUUUUGUUAAUCCAAUUUGAUUGAAGCCUAUAUGGAACAUAAAACA
This is a messenger RNA of Aspergillus alliaceus, 310 nucleotides long. RefSeq lists its product as uncharacterized. Lineage: Eukaryota; Fungi; Ascomycota; Eurotiomycetes; Eurotiales; Aspergillaceae. The coding region runs from base 72 to 254 and encodes 60 amino acids. The transcript has a single exon. The record is from RefSeq and is a predicted model, not a curated record.